CGUUAAACGGCGAGUGUUAGGGUCGUGAUUCGUGUAGUUAAUUAAUCUCUUCAAUUUCUUGUUCGACCCUUUUGACAAGGCAUUGCACUUUCCUCAAUCACCAUUUUUCACAAAACACUUCUCAACUACCAUACCCCACAACACCAUAACACAUUCUAACUAACAAUUAAGUACGAAAAAACAAAAAAGAUAGCAGCUUUCUAGUUUCUAGAGCUGGAUCUCCAUUGAAUUCUUCCGUUGAGAGAGGAUUUUGUUUCUGGGUUUUCUUGAUCUUUCCAAAGGGUUUCAGCUUCUGUGUGCUAGCAUUGAUCACUGGUACCAGAAAAGGCAAAAAUCGUUGCUUUUUGGUCCCUUGAUGAUCUUUGAGAUGUGGGGAGAUAAUGGAGUUCCUGCUGAUUCUUUCUAUCAAAUUCGCCCUGAGUGCAUCAACGAUGUUCCCGUUUCAAGAUUUAAGAUCAAGCCCGGUAAAACACUGAGUCCAAGAAAAUGGCAUGCUGCUUUUACUGAAGAAGGAUAUCUGGAUAUAGGAAAGAUUCUAAGGCGAAUCUACAGAGGGGGAAUCCAUCCAUCGAUUAGGGGAGAAGUUUGGGAAUUUCUACUUGGUUGCUAUGAUCCAAAGAGUACAUUUGAUGAACGAGAACAAAUAAGACAGAGUCGAAGGUUAGAAUAUGCUAGAUGGAAGGAAGAAUGUCGCCAAAUGUUUCCUUUUGUUGGAAGUGGUAGAUAUAUUUCAUCUCCUGUAAUUACUGAUGAUGGUCAACCGAUUCAAGAUCCAUCAGUUCUGCUGGAAUCAAAUCCAGACAAGGGAUUGGUUUUAGUUCCUCAAGACAAUUAUAGGUCUUCAAGCAUAGAUGCCAGAAAUAAUUUAGAAAAGGUGACAGACAAGAGAGUAAUCCAGUGGCUGUUAACUCUUCAUCAAAUAGGUCUUGACGUGAUUCGCACUGAUAGGACAUUGGUCUUUUACGAGAAGCAAGAGAACUUGUCAAAAUUAUGGGAUAUUCUUGCAGUUUAUGCUUGGCUAGAUAAAGAUGUUGGCUAUGGUCAAGGGAUGAGUGACCUAUGCUCACCUAUGAUAAUUCUUCUUGAGGAUGAAGCAGAUGCAUUUUGGUGCUUUGAGCGUCUAAUGCGCAGACUUCGAGGUAAUUUCAAGUGCACUGAUCGUUCUGUUGGAGUGGAGACUCAACUGAGUAACUUGGCUUCAAUUACUCAAGUAUUAGAUCCAAAACUUCAUAAACAUUUAGAGCAACUAGGUGGAGGUGAUUAUCUGUUUGCUUUUCGGAUGCUAAUGGUUCAGUUUCGUCGAGAAUUCUCCUUUUGUGAUUCACUAUACCUUUGGGAGAUGAUGUGGGCUCUAGAGUAUGAUCCUGAUUUGUUUUGGAUGUACGAGGAUGCUCGGAGAGCUCCUACAAGCGCCGAGAGCUCUAGAGGGAAGGUGAAGUCAAUUAGACAAUGUGGAAAGUACGAGCGAGAAAAUAUGAGAACAGGGGCAAAGAACUCCGAAACUCCUCUUCCUAUAUCGAUUUUCCUUGCUGCUAGUGUGUUGAAAGAUAAAAGCUCAAAGCUACUACAUGAGGCAAGGGGUCUGGAUGAUGUUGUCAAGAUUUUGAAUGACAUGACUGGAAAUCUAGAUGCUAAAAAGGCUUGUUCCGGGGCUAUGAAACUUCAUAAAAAAUAUUUGAGAAAGGCCAAGAAAACGUAAGACUGAAUAUAUCCAAUGAUUUUUGUUCACUGAUCAAGCGAGGUGUUGCUUCCUGCAAUGUAACUUGUUAUUCAUGGAGACAAUAAUGGAGUCCACCAAAUUUGGACUGGAGUUACAAGAUUGAAAAGAAGGAUCCAAGUAUACAUCCAUCAAAACUCUUGAGGGAUAAUUGUUGUAUUGUGACAUAAUUUCAUUUUUUGAAAAUAUUCUUGUGUAAAAGAACAAGAUUGUAUGUGGGACUGAGAUUGUAAUUUGUACUGUGCAAUAUAUUUGUUGCAAAAAGAAAGAAAAGCAAUAAAAAAUUCAAAAAUACAGGAAAUAGUUAUCUGUGUUAGCCUUCAAUUUC
Arachis stenosperma is the source of this 2045-nucleotide messenger RNA. Its product is annotated as rab GTPase-activating protein 22-like. The coding region runs from base 356 to 1699 and encodes 447 amino acids. The record is from RefSeq and is a predicted model, not a curated record. Lineage: Eukaryota; Viridiplantae; Streptophyta; Magnoliopsida; Fabales; Fabaceae. Gene Ontology annotation, biological process: activation of GTPase activity. Gene Ontology annotation, molecular function: GTPase activator activity. The transcript is spliced from 11 exons.